Messenger RNA from Apiotrichum porosum, 1713 nucleotides. RefSeq lists its product as uncharacterized. NCBI's taxonomy places the organism in Eukaryota, Fungi, Basidiomycota, Tremellomycetes, Trichosporonales, Trichosporonaceae. The transcript has a single exon. The record is from RefSeq and is a predicted model, not a curated record. The coding region runs from base 1 to 1713 and encodes 570 amino acids.
AUGCUCACCGCCACUAUCAUUUCAGCCUUCCUGGCCACGGCUCAGGCCGCAGUCCUGCCUCGAGCGACGACCUACACCGUCACUGUUGGCGCUCUUGGCUCAUGGGGAAACCCUGACGACACCCCGGCCGCGUCGUACAUUGACAAGGACGGCAAGUACUACUAUCAGUCCGCGCACGCGCUGUACGGCGCCAACGAUGGCCGUUCGUGGUCGUUCUUCUCUGGGUCGACCAUGGACGACGCUACCAAGAUUGCAAUCAGCACCGCUGCCAACCCUGCCAACCCGCUGGACUCCAACGGAGACACCACCUGGCGGUGCAACAACAGUCCUACUGGCAAAAAGGCCACAAAGGCCGCCGGGAGCACCAGCUACGCGCAGGCCAACUACUGCGACUUGGCUGGAGUCUGGGUUGACCCCGACACUGGCGACUGGUACGGUCUUGUCCACAACGAGUUUACUCCCCAGCCCUUUGGCGACGGGCUGCACUACGACUCUAUCGACGUGACCGUGUCCCGCGACCAAGGCAAGACCUGGACCAUCACCGACCAAGCGAUCACAAGCCCCUACAGCACUGUCCGUGCCGACACCACCAGCUUCCCCGGGCAGACCUAUUACUACGGCGACGGCGACCCGCGUAUCCACGUCGACAUUAGCUCGGGCUAUUUCUACGUGUGGUAUGGAUCCCGCGUGGUCAACAAGGGAGGCUACGGUGGUAGUUGGGUUGCUUUCCACGAGCACGUUGCUCGUGCUCCCAUCAGCGGCAAGAUGGCAGCUGGCACUUGGCAAAAGUUCUACAACGGCGGCUGGACCGAGGCAGGCCUUGGAGGCAAGGAGUCCAACCUCGUCCCCACGAGCCAGAGUGCCGUGGGAUACACCCCUCCCGCCAAAGAGUACAACCCGUUGACCCAAGGUACUGCUCAGCAGCAGAUCGCCAACGGCCAGGCCCCUGCCACCUCGCCUCUCUUCGUCAUGGACGUCAGCUACAAUGCCUACCUCGGUAUCUGGAUCGCCGAGCCACAGGCCGUGGACCAGAGCGGCAACGCUCCUCAGGAGAUCUACUACACGACCAACCUCGAGACCCAGCAGUGGACACUCCUGGGCAACACGGGAAGCUACCACACGGCAUCGUGGUACCGCUGGUUCCUGGACUCUACCAGCAAGACCAGUUCUGCCAUCGUGGGCAAGUCGUUCAGGGCGUACUGCUCGUUCGGAUGCUCGGGUGGCAAGAGCUCCGAGUACGUCAACAUUGCCAUCGAGUCGAGCAACCCGUUCCAGGCCAUCGACACCACCAAGUCGUACACCAUCGGUGCGGCCGGUGCCUUCCUUACCGACAGCGCUUCCAAGGCCACGUCGGCUGCCGCUGGCGCCAAGUACACCUUCAAGGCCACGGGCGACGGCGCAUACACCAUCCAGAACGCCUCGGGAGGCUUCCUUGGCGUCGCGUCAACCACCACCGCCACUCGCGCGUGGGGUACCGUCCCGGCCAUCUCGACCGGCUCUGCAGGCGUUGGCCAGCAGUGGUGGGUCAUCCAGUCCAAGGGCGGCGCCACGUUCCGUCUCGUCAACCGCUACUCUGGUCUUGUCCUCGCUCUUUCUGGCACCCAAGGACGGCUCGCCGAGACCACACCCGCUCGCAGCUGGGACAGCAACGGGUCCGGUGUCGGCGGUGGUCGCAAGGCCGCGGAGCAGGAGCUGGUGUUGACUGCCGCAUAA